AAAGAAGUGUGCAUUGGCUAAAUCGAUCGUCUCCCUUCCUCAUUUCCACCUUUCCAAGUCCAUCAGAGACUUGGGAGCGCUGGGUGUAUUUUUAGCAGAUGUCUGGAAAGUGUGCGUUGUGGGAUUUUUUUUCCAUCGUGGGCAGACAUUGAAAACAGCAUAUCUACGAUGGUAGUUCUUUUCUUUUAAAAUUUUAUUUGUCGUUUAUGCGUACUUUAAAUUAUAAAGUUUUGUUUGUAAGUAUUUACUACUAGAGUUGUACGUUUUAGGGACAGUCGACAUCAAGAUUUUCAUUGCAAAAAACAUAUAUUGCAAAAAAAUAAAUAAAUGGUAUAGCGACCCUCACAGUGUCCGAAAGCGGUGGGCGCACAUCAUUCUCUGUUUGGGGACCCCGUGGGAUAUGCCGGCCGAGUCUUGGAGGUGGAGGUUCUCCCGGUAGCCCGAAGACGGAGCGGACCUCCAGCGUCUGCGUGGCACGGAGGAGCCCACUGGGCGCGCCCUCUGCCCGCUGGAGCUCCCACCACGAUGGGGUGCGGGCUGAGCAAAUUGGAAGACCGGGAGGACAGCAGCCCGGGGAAAAUUUAUUCUACUUUGAAAAGGCCCCAGGUGGAGACCAAGUGCGACGUUGUGCAUGAGUAUGUGCUACUGGACUUCAGCUUAGAAGGCAGCCGCGCCACUGUGCAGGGUCUGGCAUCCUUGUGCGAUUUACCCAAAGCCCUGGAGCCGUACUACACUGAGGGCUACACACUGGCCGCGCUGCACCCCAUCGUGCUGUCUGUCAGACGGUCUGGUGCCCUGCCUUGCAGCCUGCAGUACCGCGCCAUUCUGACUCGCCCUCGGACCAGUAAGGAUUUGGUGCCAGUGUGCCAGAGUGCCCCUGUGCUGAGGGUGGAGGAGUGGCCCCUCCCUGGAGAUUCCUUGACCGCUAACGUAGUACAGGCUCUUAUUGACAGGGUGGACAGAUGUGCACGUGGCGGCUUGAGGUUCGUGGGCUCACUGCUGCAGCAGACAGGAGGAUGGUCACUGGGCUGCAAUGGGCGGAGCUGCGUAUCUCCUGCCCAGUCACCCAGCGAAGGCCCCGGCCUAGAGGAGUCCAGAAGCAGCAGUCCUGAUCUAAAUCUGUUGGUCCUGUUCCAUUCUUGGGAUUCAUGCUGCGUCCCCUUGGACCCUGUAACAUACUGCUACCACCAAGGGGCUUUGUCCAUGCGAGUCUCUCGAAAGGGCCAUGUUAUCAGCUCACUGGAAGCUGAUUGGCUGGAGCUGACUGCCACAUAUUACCAGAGGGGCUGGUCAUUGGUUGACUCCUUUGUCUACUGGGACACACCUAAAGGGGAGCCUCUGCCCAGGUCACUGGAAGGGCUGUUUUUGUACGAAGAGUGCAGUGCUACAGCCCCGCCCAAUGACACCAUCGUGGUGGAGCAGUGGACCGUGAUUGAGGGCUCUGGCGUGAAGUCAGACUAUGGUCCUCUCCUGCACACUCUCGCUGACUUUGGCUGGCUGCUUACCUGCGUUCUCCCAACACCCAUAAUCCGCCAUGACAGUGAGGGAAAUCUGGCCACAAAGCAGGUUUUAUUUCUGCAGAGACCUGCCAUGCCAGACCCAGUGCAGCGGCAGAGUCAGAGAGGAUCCACCCCCAGGAUGGCUUCCAGCUGCUCUGCGAACCUGGGGUUGGCCUUCCCUCCCCAGGAGCUGCCCUCCUGUACUGGGGAGACGGAACAGUUCUCUGUCUUUGAGGAGGGCUAUUCCAGCUCCCUGUGCCACCUGGAAGACGGCUGCUUAGAGCAGGACGAUGCCGCGGCCGAGGUCACAUGUAUGUGACACCGUGAGAGGCUCGGAGAUGUGCGACUCUCAUUUCCAUGCUCGCUAAUUUCUUCUUAAUGGAGGCUGUAGAUUAGCCUCAUUUUUUUCGUUUGACACUUGUCUUUUUACAAAGCCAUAUUUACCUUUUUAGAGGUUGCACAUUUUAUAUUCUUUAGCCAGAGAAGCAUUUUUGCAGGAUACAUAUCCAUAUAAUACAUUUUCUGAUGUGCUAUGGAAAAUGUUUGAGUGUUUUAUAGACGUUCUAAAGAGAGACACUGACAUCCCCUCUGUGGUGCACCCCAGCCUUGUGCCCUGUGCUGCCUGGUAUCUAAGCGAUUCGGACCAGGAUAACCAGUUAGAGGACCGGGAGAUGAACAAACGGACGGGUGGGCAGACUGAUUGAUUGAUUGAUUGAUUGAUUGAUUGCCUGUAACUAACAUUUCUGACUUACUUUGCUCAGACUGGGUUGAAACAUUAAGCAAUAACUGCACAUUUCAUUCUGUAUAAAUAUCUCCUGUAGACACAGAUCUGAUGGUGCCUAGAAUUAACAUUAAUACAACGCUUUCUAUGGCAAAAACAGAAAAACUUUUAUAGUAAUGUAAUAAUAGUCAUGUAUUCACUUAUUCUGUGAGCUGCUAGCUUUGAAUUUACUUUGUGUAAGAUUAGUGUGUCUCUUCAAGAUUCCAAAAGCCUCUAAAAAGUUGCCAUACAAAUACACUUCCAUUCAAAAGUUUGAGUCACUUAGAAAUGUCCUUGUUUUCCAUGAAAACAUACAUGAAAUGAGUUUGAAUAGGAAGUAUAACUAAACAGAUAGGAAAUAGUCAUUGACAAAGUUAGAAAUAAUCAUUCUUGAAAUGAAAAUAAUAAUUGUGUUCUUCACUUUGCUUUAGUCAAAGAGUCGUCCAUUUUCAGCAAUUACAGCCUUGUAUACCUCGGUCAUUCUAGAUGUAAUUUGUUUGAGGUAAUUUGAUGAGAUUUAACCCCAUGCUUCCUGAAGAAUCUCCCAGAAGUUGGAUUGGCUUGAUGGGGACUUCUUGUUGCUCCAAUAACAGCUCCAGAGAACUGAGACCUGGUGACUGUGCUGGUCACUCCAUUAUACACAGAAUACCAGCUGACUGCCUUCUCUCUAAAUAGUUCUUGCACAGUUUGGAGCUGUGUUUGGGUUAUUGUCCUGCUGUAGGACAAAACUGGCUCCAGUUAAGCGCCGUCCACAGGGUAUGGAAUGGCGUUGGAAACUGGAGUGAUAGCCUUCCUUCUUCAAGAUCCCUUUCACCCUGUACAAAUCCCCCACUUUACCAUCACCAAAUUGCCUCCAUCAUGCUUGACAGAUGUCAUCAAGCACUCCUCCAGUGUCUGUUCAUUUGAUCUGUGUCUCACAAAUGUUCUGCUUUGUGAUCCGCACACCUUAAACUUCAUCUAUUCAUAGCACUAGUCUUCCUCUGUCCAGUGUCCAUGUUCAUUUGCCAUCUCAGUAUUUUCUUUUUAUUUUCCACUCUGAGAUACAGCUUUUUCUUUGUUGUUCUGCCUACAAGGCCAGCUUCCUACAGUUGUCUCUUCACUCUUGACGCUGAGGCUGGUCUUUUGCGGAUACUGUUUAAUGAAGCUGCCACUUGAAGACCUAUGAGGCGUCAGUUUCUCAAAUUACACAUAUAUUUAUCCUCCCUCUCCUCUUUCCAUUGAGGCUAGAGCCAGUCUGUGCUGCUCUGUGAAGGGAGUGAUACACAGCAUUGUACAAGAUCUUCAGUUUCUUGACAGUUGCUUGCAUGGAAUAGCCUUCGUUUCUCAGAACAAGAAUAGACUGAGGAGUUUCAGAAGAAAGUUUGUUGUUUCUGACCAUUUUGAGUCUGCAAUUGAACCCACAAUUGCUGAUGCUCCAGAUACUCAGCUAGUCCAAAGAAGGCCAGUUUUAUUGCUUCUUUACAAAUUAACCUUUUAAAACGAUAAACUUACAUUAGCAAACAUAACAUUCCACUGGAACACAGGACUAAUUGUUGCUGAUAAUAGGCCUCUGUACACCUUUGUAGAUAUUCCAUUAAAAACAGUAGUUUCCAGCCAUGAUCGUCAUUUACGACAUCAAUGUCUACACAGUAUGUCUGAUCAAUGUGAUGUUAAUGGACAAAAAAACUCUUUUCUUCAAAAACAAGGACAUUUCUAAGUGACCCCAAAUUUUUGAACAGUACAUGUACUUUAUGGGCUGUCAAAGUUUUUAUUGUAAAUUCCGUAUCAAACCGCACUUCUUUUUUCAAUACAACUUACCAAGAGUGUUUCUAAGAGGAUCAGUGCACAUUAGCAGUAAACUAUGCAAUUCAGCUUUUAUGGUACAAAAGAUACUUGUCUGCUGGAUUACAGACUUUGCAAACUCUCGAGUACAUAAAUCUUUUAAAGCUAGAAUUUCAAACCUUUUAACUGAAUAUGCAGGGAAACAGCCUUUUCAUUUUCUUGUUGCAAAUUACAGCAAUUCGAACUGGUUUAAAUCCGGUCUAUUCCAUUAUAACUGGGAUGAACAUGGUACAGUAUUCUAUUUGAUUUAGCAAGAUAUAUUUCUACAUCCUUUGUAAAUGCUAACAUAAUUUUAAUUAAAGUUCAUUAUUUGUA
This is a messenger RNA of Brienomyrus brachyistius, 4395 nucleotides long. It is a transcript of the gene rftn2, whose product is annotated as raftlin family member 2. Bases 526 to 1818 code for a protein of 430 amino acids. The transcript is spliced from 9 exons. The record is from RefSeq and is a predicted model, not a curated record. Lineage: Eukaryota; Metazoa; Chordata; Actinopteri; Osteoglossiformes; Mormyridae.